Messenger RNA from Letharia lupina, 2286 nucleotides. RefSeq lists its product as uncharacterized. Bases 1 to 2286 code for a protein of 761 amino acids. The transcript has 7 exons. The record is from RefSeq and is a predicted model, not a curated record. Lineage: Eukaryota; Fungi; Ascomycota; Lecanoromycetes; Lecanorales; Parmeliaceae.
AUGUGUAUGGUAAAAGCGCAAAAAGGCUUAGAUGGAGGGAUCUGGAAGGUUUAUGUGACUGCCGCCACCUUGAAUGGAACUCUAUACUAUCAUACUCGCGAACAAUACGACAUCCACGGUCUCCUAAAACAAGACCCCCCGUUCAUCCAACAAGAUCCCAAUCCGUCCGGAAGCGGGCUAGGUUUGGACCCAGUCAACAUUGGCCACGACGUGCCUCAUGACAACCACUUCUUUGAGGCGACUCCCAAAAAAUUCAAGGCCUCCAAUUUUGGCGCGCCAUACGCCGACUGGAUCAAGGAAGUCGACAAGAACUCGACCGCUUGGGAGGAGCGGUUGUCAGAACCGGACUUCUUUGCAAAGAGUGUUCUCGAGUGGCCUGAAGACGUCAACUGUGGUGCUGCAUAUAACGGCUGUGAUGGGAGACCCUUGUGUGACGACAUCAGCGAGAGAAUCGAGAACAGGACGAGAGCUCGGCAGAUAUGUUAUGUCUUUGAUUCAUUCCAUCACGUGAGCUUGAUCAGUGCCCAAGUACACUUUCCGCGGGAACAAAGCAAAGCAGCCCAAGCCGCCGGUGAUGCCAAGUGUAGUGAGUUUGCCUCAACGUUCCUUUGGCAAUUCGAUCCGAGCGUUCAGAAGAAUGAAGCUGGUGAGAUCAAGGUAGAGGUUAAGGAAGGGGUUGGGGAAGCUGCUUCACUUACUAAAACUAAAGCUAGUGAAAUCAAGGUAAAAGUUAAGGAAGAAAUUGGGAAAACUGCUUCACUUACUGAGACUGAAGCUAGCGAGAUCGGAGUAGAAGUUGGGGAAGAGGUUGGGGAAGGGGUCGGGCAGGGUUCGACGGAAACCGCCUUCGGUGAAGCUGGUGAGGGUGGAAGUGUCCCAGGGACGGAUGGUACUGAAGCUGGUGAGGGCGGAAAUGUCCCGGGGACGGAUGGUGGUGAUAGCCCAAGGAGUGGAAAUGAAGGCGGAGAAGGUACACCUGGGUCUCCAACCAACAGUGGCGAUGGCGGGCCUGGGUCCACAGGAGAUAGCACAAAUGAAGGCGCUGAUUCCACAGCAACAGGCGGAAAGAACGUAGCUGGCGUCAAGACGCCGUGGAAAUGGCAACGCUCUUACGACAAAAAUGACAAUGUUAAACAAAGGGGCUGGCAUAGAAUUGCUGGCCCGGCUAUGCAGGACGGCAUUUGUUCAGGAUUCCCAAAUGCCGGUCCGGAGGAUCUCGAGAAGUUGACGAACGUAAUAUCGGACAAAAUCCUCUCUGCCGCAGAGGACUACCGGGCGACCAUCCAUAGUCACUUGAAGGAAGUAAAGAAAGGGGACGGAUUCGGGGAUGACGGCACAUUCGUCCAACCUUUCACCAGUAUUAUGGCGGAAACAAUUUUCAGAAGAGAUUACGUGCGAUUGACGAAGUAUGAGCGCGAUUUCUUCGUAGAAGAAACAUCGAAGCUUGAGAUGGAUUCAGGAACAUUCACCAUUGAACCCGAACCUGGGACUACUUGCCAGGCUCAAUGCUGGAAAAAUUGGGACCAAACCAAGCAGCUGGAGAUGUUCGGUUUAGACAAGCUGAUGAAGAAUGAUAACCACUGGGGCUGGUGGGGCGCUAAUGCCGAAGAAUUUCUCACCCAUUCCUACAACCAUUGGCAACGGUCGCAAUUUCGCCCAGACGUCCUGUUCCCAACUAUCGAUCAAGUUCGAGAAGGGACAUCCUCCAACUCUAGUUCAGGUGCCGCUGUGCCUGUUUGUUAUUCUCCUCAGCCUAUUCAAAGCUACAAGCAGACGCACAAUCGAGACAAAGCACUUCCAUGCAUCUGUGGCAAUGAGAUCGGCAACGAGACGGUGAGCUUUUUCCGUGAGGCCAAUUUCCAGUCCUGGAUCGCCGUGAACGAGGGAAAAGGGCUUGCCGAAGCACGCCAGACGAGCUUUCAGAUCGACAAGACUUGGCCUGUCCAAGCGUAUCUGGCCUUCUGUCACCUUGGCUGGCAUUUCCCGGUUCAAAGCGACCAAUACUCGGAUAAUAGUACUAACGGAGGGAAGCACCGCUUCGGCAUGGGCGCGGACGUCAUGUGCGAACAGGCGGAAAAGGAAGCGCAAGAGGUGAUCAAGAGAGGAGGUAGCAUCACAGAUGUCAACUGUAACCUGUGCUGGCUAAGCAAAACUGGAAAGACUAUCAAGGAAAACCAGAGACACUAUGUUCACCACGACACCAUGGACCAUCGGAACAAGUAUCACUUCCAAAAGGCAUGUGAAGAACAAAUGGGGAACAAGGAGGUUUGUAAGCUAGAAACGUGA